AUGGGGAGCGGGGGGACGGCCUGGAAGCGCCAAGGGGGGCCCCCCCCCCCCCCAGCGCAGCUGGCACCCGCAGCACCGGGACCCGCUCCGGCAGCACCCACUGAUGGCUGGAGCUCGCCGGUACCCCCCGGUACUGGUGUUACUGGUCUGGGCUGGGACGGUGACGGCGGGGGAACCGGUGGGAACCGCAACGACCGGGCGGUGGGGGCCCUGCUGGGGCUGCUGCUCUGCCUGGCCGUGGGGCUGGCGCUGGCCUGGCACCAUCUUUGCCGCCUCUCGGCCGGGCGUUAUCACCCCAGGCCCAUGGGCCGGCGGGCGCUGGAGCUGCUGAGGGGACGCUGGCACCGGCUGCGAGGACAAGGUGACACGGGGCCGCAGUCCUGCCAAGGGGACGGGGAGGUGGCAGCCCCCCAGGAGGAAGAAGAGCUGAUGCCGUGGAGCCAGGAGCAGCGGCUGGAGGAGAAGGAGGAGGAGGAGGAGCGGGAGGAAGAGGAGGAGGAGGAGGAGGAGGCCGAGGCGGCCCCCCAGGGCGGGGAGAGCCCCCCUCAGGGUGGGGAGCCGGCGGCGGGGGGCAGCGCCGAGGUCCUGCUCAGCGACCUCCAUGCCUUCUCGGGGACGGCGGGCUGGGGGGAGGCACGGCCACAUGUCACCGCCCUGUGAUGUCCCCUCCCUGCGAUAGCCCCACCCUGUGAAUGUCCCCACCCUAUGAAUGGCCCCACCUUAUGAAUGGCCCUGCUCUGUGAUGGCCCUGCCCUGUGACAGCCCCUACCUGUGAUGUCCCCACCCUGCGACAGCCCCACCCUGUGAUGUACCCUCCUCGCAAUGUCCCCUCCCUCUGAUGUCCCCACCCUAUGAAUGGCCCAUCCCUGUGACAGCCUCUACCUGUGAUGUCCCCACCCUGUGACAGCCCCGCCCUGUGAUGUCCCCUCCCUUCUGAUGUCCCCUCCCUACGAAUGGCCCUGCCCUGUGAUUGUCCCCACCCUAUGAAUGGCCCCUCCUUGUGAAUGGCCCCGUGUGAAUGGCCCCGCGUGAAUGGCCCCGCGUGAAUGGCCCCGCCCCUCUUACAGGGGACCCCGCCCUCCUGCCCACUCCCCCCCCCCCAGCGCAGGCUCCUGAUUGGCUGGACCAGCCUGGGCAUCAACCAAUUA
This is a messenger RNA of Chroicocephalus ridibundus (black-headed gull), 1148 nucleotides long. RefSeq names its product protein tyrosine phosphatase receptor type C associated protein (gene PTPRCAP). Lineage: Eukaryota; Metazoa; Chordata; Aves; Charadriiformes; Laridae. The record is from RefSeq and is a predicted model, not a curated record. Bases 1 to 660 code for a protein of 219 amino acids. The transcript is spliced from 3 exons.